GUGAAUUGUUUUAUUUCCUGUUGACAUUCGCUACAAGUAAUUUUGAAAACAAGAAAGAACAUGUGAACUUUGAUGUUGAAGAAUCAUAAUUAUUUCACAGAUACCGGUUUUUAUGGUACAACAGACAUUUAUUACACAAAUACAGACUUAAAAUGGCUUUGCCAUCCAUGCCACACUAUUGGACAACCAGGAGAAAUGUUUAUGAGCAGGCAAUAGUCAGAAACAGAAACCAUGAUGACCACUUACGAGAAAGAUGGAGUAACACAGCAAAUUACUUUCAAAAAUCAAACAUAGCGGCCACAAAACAGAGCGCAUGGGAGUCAGAGAAAUCUCUCAAGUCCAGCAUGGAUGCUUAUCAGAAAGAAAAAGAUUCAGAUAAAAAGGCCAAGAAAUUAGCCCUACGCAGAGAGAAGCUAGCUGCCAUGCUAAGACAGGAGAGAUACAAGUAUGAGGCGGAAUUAAAGGGAUAUUCCCAGGACAAUUAUGAUCGCCUGGAGGACAUGAAAGACCGAGUUGACUCCCUAAAGAGUGCUAGAGAGGAAAAAAGGAAAAAUUUGGCUCAGGAGAAACUAUAUCAACAUUGGAAGCAAAACAAUCCAGAUAUCAGAAAGCUCGAGUCAGAACAGUUGAAGGACCACGUCGUAGACAGAUGGGGGUCCCAAGUGGAGGAAGUCAGGGAGAAAGAAGAACAGGAAAGAAUUGAGAAAGAAAAGUUUGAAAGAGAGAUGGAGAAAGAGAGGAUAGCAGCUCUGGAGUUGGAGAGAGAGAAGGAAGAAGAAAGAUUGGAGGAGGAGAGGAAGUGGAAGGACGUACUGAGGGAACAGAUGCUGGAGCUCCGUGAGCGGGAAGACGAGGCCAGUAGACUGAAGAAAGAACAAGAUUCUCUACAGAAAGAACAAUGGAGGCUGGAAGAGCUAGAGGAGGAACGUAAAAAGAUGGAGGCCGGCCGUCGGCACAGGGAAAUGGGCCGGAUGUUACUGAGACAACAUAAAGCACAGAUGAUGAGACGAUCCAGGCAAAUUCAGGAGGAGCUGGAACAAGACAAACAGAUGUUAGAGGCUCUUAUUGAGAGAGAGAAAGAGGAACGAGAAAUCCUCACCACGCGGAGAGAAAAGGCCCAGGCUGACGCUGCGUGGAUGAAGCAGGUAAUUGAAGACCAGUUACGAGUAGAGAAGGCCAGGGAAGCUGAACUGGACAUGUUAUACCAGGAAGAGGCAGCUAGAAUGUGGGAGAAGCGUGAUGCAGAAUGGGCGCGUGAGAGUAAAGCCAGGGAGAGACUGAUGAGGGAGGUGUUUAAAGACAGACAGCAACAGAUAGAAGAGAAGUUAGAAGAAGUGCAGCGUGAACGGGAGGAAUCGCUAUACCAGCGGGAGAAACUGAUAGAGGAGAUGGAGAUAGCCAAUCAGAUGACACAGCGGGAUCUGGAGAAAGCCGAGGAGCAGAAAGAGGCCCUCAAACUGGAUCUCAAGGGACAGAUCACGGCCCGACACGAGCAGAAGGAAACGUCACGUCAGAAGUUACAGGAGGAAGAGGAAAGGGAUCGGCGGGAGGAACAGGAAUACGAGGAUUUCCUCCGACAGGAGACUGAGAGGAUGAAAGUCCGAGGCUUCGCGCCCAAGAAUUUUGGACGGCGGACUGCUUGGAUGUAAUCAGAUCUGACUGAGGAGAAAUAGUUGUUCUGACUGAUUUAGAAAUCUCCUCAUGCUUUUAUCUCAUUCACACUGCCAGAGUAAAACCACAAAGUGCAGACAUUUUGAUCUAUUGUUACAGAUUCAUUCAGCCUAGCAACAGCUGAGAUUUUAUACCUUGUUUAUGUAUUUUUUUUUUAUUGAUAUCAGCGCCUGUAGUACAGACAACCAUUGUGUAUUCUCACGGAGAAUACAUGUGUAUAUGUAAAUAACUGACUUAUUUAUGUG
Saccostrea cuccullata (small rock oyster) is the source of this 1916-nucleotide messenger RNA. RefSeq names its product trichoplein keratin filament-binding protein-like. The record is from RefSeq and is a predicted model, not a curated record. Gene Ontology annotation, biological process: apoptotic process. Gene Ontology annotation, cellular component: keratin filament. NCBI's taxonomy places the organism in Eukaryota, Metazoa, Mollusca, Bivalvia, Ostreida, Ostreidae. The coding region runs from base 153 to 1649 and encodes 498 amino acids. The transcript has 15 exons.